AUGGCCUCCCUCAACGGUGAUGAGUGUCCACCUUCAGGCACCUUCUUCCUCAAACUCCAGGCGCAAGAACCCCCAAAGCACUUGCACUAUCUGCGUGGUUGUUUUCAUCAAGAUCACUUCAUCCUCAGCACCUUCCGUGUCGACUACGUUAAUAACAAAUUUCUCACCGCGGGCACCCUCCCACGCCAGUACGAUUAUGGGCUCAUCUCCCUCUCGGCGGCGAUGUAUUCAAGUUCCAACGAAGUUGACCAGCGAAUUGGCCGAUGGAAGAAAAUAGUCACGUUUGACCCCAGGACUACGAUCGUACUCCACCAGGAAUCCUGCAUAGGUUUCUCAGACGAUGGCACCGACAACAAAUGGGUUUCGACCAUCGUGGUCCACCUUGACAAGGCCUUCGCAAAUCCGCCACCCGAAAUCGACAUUGGUCCCAUAACUGUAGCAACAGCUACCCUGAACGAGAAUGAAAAUGUCUCGUCCACUUUUGUACCAUCCAACUUUCCCAUUACUCGGAACCACAUCAAACACGCGAUUAUUUAUAGGCAAGAAGAUGAAGCACAAACCCAACGCAAAGAGGAGAAUGACAACAGCUGGGAGACGGUCAGUCACAGCUCGGACCAACCCGUCGGUACUGUCGAAUCCCCCGAUGACGACGAUGGCGUGUUGCUGUUCUAUCCAAGUGGGCCAUACGCAUCCCCAGUCUACCCCUGCCCACGUCUGUCGGAGGUGGAGAAGCUUGCGCGUCACACUGCAUUUGAAGAACUGAGGGAAAAGUAUGCGUACCUGGUCCAGCAGCUUGGCAACGUGCGUGACUCGUGGAUGGGCACUGCUUGCCCAAAGACGCCAGCAAAGCCUUUCCGAAGUCGCAACUCCAACCGCAUUCCAGUGUCGAAGAGGUCCGCAGAUGCCGUAGAGGAGAAACCACAGAAGAAACCUAGGAGAGCCAGCUUGUCUUGA
This is a messenger RNA of Microdochium trichocladiopsis, 954 nucleotides long. RefSeq lists its product as uncharacterized. Lineage: Eukaryota; Fungi; Ascomycota; Sordariomycetes; Xylariales; Microdochiaceae. The record is from RefSeq and is a predicted model, not a curated record. The coding region runs from base 1 to 954 and encodes 317 amino acids. The transcript is spliced from 3 exons.